Culex quinquefasciatus (southern house mosquito) is the source of this 685-nucleotide messenger RNA. Lineage: Eukaryota; Metazoa; Arthropoda; Insecta; Diptera; Culicidae. The record is from the annotation of a RefSeq genome assembly.
AUGGCAACCUGAGCAAAUUUAGGAUUACAAAAUAGUUCUUCUCCAUUAAUAGAACAAUUAAAUUUUUUUCAUGAUCAUACAGUUUUAAUUUUAAUUAUAAUUACAGUAAUAAUUACUUAUGUAAUAGGUAUAUUAUUUUUCAAUAAAUUUACAAAUCGAUAUUUAUUACAUGGACAAACUAUUGAAAUCAUUUGAACAAUUCUUCCUACAAUUAUUUUAAUAUUUAUUGCUUUUCCAUCACUUCGGUUAUUAUAUUUAUUAGAUGAAAUUAAUUCUCCUUUAAUUACUUUAAAGGCUAUUGGACAUCAAUGAUACUGAAGUUAUGAAUAUUCUAAUUUUAUAAAUUUAGAAUUUGAUUCAUAUAUAAUUCCAACAAAUGAAUUAGAUUUAAAUGGAUUCCGAUUAUUAGAUGUUGAUAAUCGAAUUAUUUUACCAUUAAAUAAUCAAAUUCGAAUUUUAGUAACUGCUACUGAUGUUCUUCACUCAUGAACAGUUCCUUCUUUAGGAGUAAAAAUUGAUGCUACUCCAGGCCGAUUAAAUCAAACUAAUUUUCUAAUUAAUCAAUCUGGUCUUUUUUUUGGGCAAUGUUCUGAAAUCUGUGGAGCUAAUCAUAGUUUUAUACCUAUUGUUAUUGAAAGAAUUCCAAUAAAUUAUUUUAUUAAAUGAGUUUCUUCUCAAUUAAAUU